GGCUGCGCAGCGCACGCGUCCCGGUUUACUACACGUGGGAGCCCAGCACGCCUCCUGCAAUGCCGCGGGCGCCCCGGUGCCGCGCCGUGCGCGCUCUGCUGCGGGGCCACUACCGGGAGGUGCUGCCGCUGGACACCUUCGUGCGGCGCUUGGGUCCCCAGGGCCGGUGCCUGGUGCAGCCGGGGGACCCGAUGGCCUUUCGCGCCCUGGUGACCCAGUGCCUGGUGUGUGUGCCUUGGGACGCACAGCCACUCCCCGUCGCCCCGGACUUUCGCCAGGUGUCCUGCCUGAAGGAGCUGGUGGCCAGGGUCGUGCAGCGGCUCUGCGAGCGCGGCGCGAGGAACGUGCUGGCCUUCGGCUUCGCGCUGCUGGACGGGGCCCGCGGCGGCCCGCCCAUGGCCUUCACGACCAACGUGCGCAGCUACCUGCCCAACACUGUGACCGAGACGCUGCGCGGCAGUGGUGCCUGGGGACUGCUGCUGCGCCGCGUGGGUGACGACGUGCUCACCCACCUGCUGGCACGCUGUGCGCUUUACCUGCUAGUGCCUCCCAACUGUGCCUACCAGGUGUGCGGGCCACCACUCUACGACCUCUGCACCCCCAGACACGCGGGCGGGAGCCUGACGCGCCUGGGACCCACGCGCCAGGCCUGGAAUGGCGGCGGUGGCGGGGAGGCCGGGGUGCCCCUGGGCUGCCGAAGGAGGCCACGGCGGAGCAGUGCAGGGGGAAGUCCGCCUCAGGCCAAGAGGCCCAGGCAUGGCCCCAUCUCAGAACCAUACCGGGGGCCAAGUGCCAGCGGCCCCCGCGUGGUGACACCUACCAAAGCCGCCGCGGAAGCCUCGCCUGGGGAGGGCGAGCCGCGCAGGCCCCGGCGCCCCUUACCACUGCUGGGCCGCGAGCGGGAGGCCGGCUGCCCUUCCUCUCGGCCCUCACAUCCCCAGGCCGCUCCUGGUCCCCGAGUGGUCGCCGAGACCAAGCAGUUUCUCUACUGCUCGGGUGGCAGGGAACGGCUGCGCUCCUCCUUCCUGCUCAACUCCCUGCAGCCCAGCCUGACGGGGGCCCAGAGACUAGUGGAAACCAUCUUUCUGGACUCGAAGCCCCUGCAGCGGGGGACUCCCCGCAGGACGCGCCGCCUUCCCACGCGCUACUGGCGGAUGAGGCCCUUGUUCCAGGAGCUGCUGGGGAACCAUGCGCGGUGCCCCUACGGCGCGCUGCUCAGGGAGCACUGCCCGCUGCGGGACUCAGCCACUCCGGCCACCCCAGCAGCGGUGGAGGAGGCGGCCGCGGCUGUGGGGUCCCGCAACCAGGGGUGCAGUGGAGUGGGCGUCAGCUUCCCGGAAGAGGACACUGGCCCGCCGCGCUUGGUCCAGCUGCUCCGCCAGCACAGCAGCCCUAAGCACGUGUACGGGCUGCUGCGGGCCUGUCUUCGCAGGCUGGUGCCCGCUCGUCUCUGGGGCUCCAGGCACAACGAGCGCCGCUUCUUGAAGAACGUGAAGAAGUUCAUCUCUCUGGGGAAGUUCGCCAAGCUCUUGAGUCAGGAGCUGACCUGGAAGAUGAAAGUGCAGGACUGCGCCUGGCUGAGCCAAAGCCCAGGGGGUCGCUGUGUCCCAGCCACGGAGCACCGUCUGAGGGAAGCGGUCCUGACCAAGUUCCUGUGCUGGUUGAUGGGCACAUACGUGGUUGAGCUGCUGAAGUCGUUUUUUUAUGUCACGGAGACCACGUUUCAGAAGAACCAGCUCUUCUUUUUCCGGAAGAGCAUCUGGAGCCAAUUGCAAAGCAUUGGGAUCAGACAACACUUUGAUCGGGUGCAGCUUCGAGAACUGUCAGUGGCCGAGGUCAAGCGAUACCAGGAAGCCAGGCCUGCUCUGCUGACGUCCAGACUCCGCUUCCUCCCCAAGCCCAGCGGGCUGCGGCCAAUCGUGAACAUGGACUACGUCGUGGGAGCCAGAACGUUCCAUGGGGACAAGAAGGUGCAGCAUCUCACCUCCAAAGUCAAGACGCUGUUCAGCGUGCUGAACUAUGAGCGAGAGCAGCGCCCUGGCCUCCUGGGCGCCUCUGUGCUGGGCAUGGACGACAUCUAUAGGGCCUGGCGUGCCUUUGUGCUGCGCAUGCGGGCCCAGGACCCAGUGCCUCAGCUGUACUUUGUCAAGGUGGACGUGAUGGGUGCGUACGACGCCCUCCCUCAGGACAGGCUGGUGGAGGUGAUCGCCAACGUGAUCCAGCCCCAAGAGCACACAUACUGCCUGCGCCAGUACGCCGUGGUCCAGAGAACUGCCCGCGGACGCGUCCGGAAGUCCUUCAAAAGACACGUGUCCACCUUCACGGACCUCCAGCCUUACAUGAAACAGUUUGUGCAGCAGCUGCAGAAGAGCUCGCUGAGGGACGCCGUGGUCAUCGAGCAGAGCUGCUCCCUGAACGAGGCCAGCAGCGACCUGUUCGAUGUCUUCCUGCACCUGGUGUACAACCACAUCGUAAGGAUCGGGGGCAAGUUUUAUAUCCAGUGUCAGGGGAUCCCCCAGGGCUCCAUCCUGUCCACCCUGCUGUGCAGCCUGUGCUACGGAGACAUGGAGAGCAGGGUGUUCCCCGGACUCCAGCAGGACGGGGUGCUCCUGCGUUUAGUGGACGACUUCUUGCUGGUCACCCCUCACCUGACACAAGCGAAGGCCUUUCUCAGGACCCUGUCCAGGGGAGUGCCCGAGUACGGCUGCAAGCGAACUUGCGAAGACAGUAACUUGGGGACCCAGCAUGUAGGGAAUCAGUACAGAUCUGAGCCCAGAGAUUUCAGGUCCUGCUGGACACGAGGCUCUUUGCAGUGAGGACACACACUGUAAUGCCCAUCCUCAGCCUCCCUGGAUGUCAUGUGUUGCAGUUAUGCCCAGACCUCGAUCAGAGCAAGUCUCGCCUUCAGCCAGGGCUCCAAGCCUGGGAGGAGCAUGCGUCGAAAGCUCUUUGCGGUGUUAAGGCUGAAAUGUCACAGUCUGCUUCUGGAUCUGCAGGUGAAUGGUCUUCAGACGGUUUGCACAAACGUUUACAAGAUAUUCCUGCUGCAGGCCUACAGGUUCCACGCCUGUGUGCUCCAGCUCCCGUUUAAUCAGCACGUUCGGAAGAACCCCUCGUUUUUCCUCCGCGUCAUCUCUGACACCGCGUCACGCUGCCACACCCUUCUGAAAGCCAAGAAUCCAGGGAUGCCUCUGGGGACCAAGGGCGCUGCAGGCCCAUUUCCCUCUGAAGCCGCAAGGUGGCUGUGCUUUCACGCCUUCCUGCUGAAGCUGUCUCGCCACAGCGCCACCUACAGGUGUCUCCUGGGAGCACUCCAGACUGCCCAAGCGCAGCUGUGCCGGCAGCUCCCGAGGGCGACGCUGGCCACCCUGGAGGCCGCAGCCGACCCAGCCCUGACCACAGACUUCAGGACCAUCUUGGACUGAUGUCCAGUCAGUUUCUCACAGGCCCUCGAGCUCAUUCCCAGCUGCGUCCACCCAGAGGGUCUGGCCCCUGUGCCCCGAGACCCGGACCUGUGCUGCUGGCUGGGCUGCUCCCUGGAGGGGGUCGCCCCCAAGUCAUCGAGGAAGCAGAGCCCACCCAGCCCCACCCCCACCGCCCCUUUCUAGUGACAGGUUUGUCCUUCAGCUGCCCGCUGCCAGGAGGAGGCAGGUACGGGAGCCUGGUUGGGGCGUUGGCAUCUGGAAGGGAAGCAUCAGGGACCUUUGUCACCCUCCUUGCUGCGGGGUCACCCUGGUCUGCAGUGAUGGCCCACGUGUGGUGGGUGUGUGUGACCUCCUUCCUGCUGAUCGGCUGUGACUCAAGCCGUCCACACCCGCUGGAGCAGCAUUCCCCCAGCUGGCCCCCCAGCUGCAUCCAAAGUCCAUGUCUCAACGAACUUGCCCAGAAGCAAAGGGCCCAGUCAGCUGUUUGAGCCCGUUCCCCACCAUCCACACCCACGCUUCUGACCUGCGUGUCCCCAUGCCCUGCCCAGGCCUCCUGGAGCCAAGCAUACAGCACCCCCCGACCCGCCCCCACUUGCCACUUCCACUUCCGGAGUCUUCUGCUGGCCCCACUCAGCUCACAGCCCCGCGUGGCCCCUCCUGCACUACCUCCUGCCCCCACCCCAGGGAUGGGGUGAGAGAAGAGCCUUUGUAUAUUUUCUUAGUUUUUAAAUAUUUCUCUUAUGUUUGUAUUAAAAUAUG
Messenger RNA from Myotis lucifugus (little brown bat), 4184 nucleotides. It is a transcript of the gene TERT, whose product is annotated as telomerase reverse transcriptase. NCBI's taxonomy places the organism in Eukaryota, Metazoa, Chordata, Mammalia, Chiroptera, Vespertilionidae. The transcript has 16 exons. Gene Ontology annotation, cellular component: telomerase catalytic core complex. Gene Ontology annotation, biological process: telomere maintenance via telomerase. The record is from RefSeq and is a predicted model, not a curated record. Gene Ontology annotation, molecular function: telomeric repeat DNA binding; telomerase RNA binding.